AUGGACUGGAUAAAGUAUCCUCUUUUAGCGGUAAUUUUAUCUAUUAUUGCUUGGGUUUAUUAUCACCAAGAAACACAGUUAAAAGAGUACAAAUUGCUACUCAAUACAGCAUUAGAAAAAACAACGUCUUUAGAUCGAAAGGUAAAGGAAUUAAGUGGAACCGUUUUGACAAGCGAGGAGAACAUUGCCACAAUCAGGAAAAAGAUUGAGAAGACCAACAUUGCCAUGGAGGAAAUCAAAUCCAGAAAGACAAAAGCAUUGUCUUCACCCGAGUCAAACAUAACUAAUUUAAAUCGUGAAUUUAGAGAAAUGGAGGGCUCUGUAGCAUCAAUCCAGGAGAAUAUGGAAUCCCUGCAGGAACAGAUUAUUGACUUGGAAUCGCUGGUUUCCUCCGUUGAUGCAAAAUGUGAAUUAACAAGACGAGAGGUUGAAGCCGUAAUACCGGCUAUGACUGGAAAGAUCAAUCUAUUGAUGCAAAAGGAUCGAAACUUGCGCGCAGAUUUCAACGGUUCCAUGCUAUUUCAAAGUCUCUCGCUACACAGGGAUUUGUACAUAUCUAAGGACGAAAAAGUUCUUAGCAAUUAUUACUUCCCGUUAGCAAAGUCUGGUCCAGGGAUUUUCCCACUCAUUUUCUACAGAGGGGUUAUGGGCAACUCAAAAAUAUCGCUACUUGAUGAUGUAAAGUUCAAAUUCAUGGUAUGGUUUCACAUAAAGAAAACACUGGUGGAUCACAUGAUAAUUUUUGACUUUUCUCUCUGUUCAAAACACGAUUUUGAUAAAAUGUUUUAUGGUCACGACUGUUACGGUGUGCAUGGAAGGAAAUAUAAUGACAUGAUAGUUCUAAAAUUUGUUACGAAAUCUCGCCUUUAUGAAACAGAGUUUGAGCAUUAUCCAUUUUCAACAGCACAAGCUGGGACUAUUUAUUCAAUGGCGUUCGAAAUACACAUCAAUGCUUUGAAGGGAAUUGUUACUUUUAGUGAGUACUUUAGUGGACGACUGAUCUAUGCUAUGGAUUCUGUGGACUUUCUCACCCCUUUGUAUCCUAUGUUUGGAUUGUACAACAAAGAUCAAGUGCAUGUACAAUUAAUCAUGAUUUAA
Molecule: messenger RNA, 1098 nt
Organism: Saccostrea echinata
Lineage: Eukaryota; Metazoa; Mollusca; Bivalvia; Ostreida; Ostreidae
Exons: 2
Coding region: 1-1098 (365 amino acids)
Source: RefSeq, a predicted model, not a curated record